AUGAGACAAAGCUUAGGAUUCAUGCAGCUAGAGCGAAAGAACUCGAGUAGUGUUGGACCAGGGAAAGGAGAGGAGCCGAAGCUGCCUAGUCCCAGUGAGAUGAUUCCACCGACUCCAACAGUAACCGGAGCUACUACUAGUUAUGACCAAGCCAACUAUGGAUUCAAUUCCCUCGGGGAUUUGAAGUAUGGCUAUUUACGGGACUCUCCAACUGCUUGA
Messenger RNA from Dovyalis caffra, 219 nucleotides. NCBI's taxonomy places the organism in Eukaryota, Viridiplantae, Streptophyta, Magnoliopsida, Malpighiales, Salicaceae. The record is from the annotation of a GenBank genome assembly.